Molecule: messenger RNA, 1821 nt
Organism: Neoarthrinium moseri
Lineage: Eukaryota; Fungi; Ascomycota; Sordariomycetes; Amphisphaeriales; Apiosporaceae
Exons: 3
Coding region: 1-1821 (606 amino acids)
Biological process (GO): mitochondrial respiratory chain complex IV assembly
Cellular component (GO): extrinsic component of mitochondrial inner membrane
Source: RefSeq, a predicted model, not a curated record
AUGGAGGAGACUGACUGGAGCUCUGACGUCGGCGGUGGCUCGUGGCGCCCUGGUUGGCUCGUUGGCUGGGCUGGCAGGCAGCUGCAGCCCCUGGAGGCCUGGAGCUCCUUGGCUGGCGGUCCACUGCAGGCCCCCGGCGGAGAAUCAUUGAUCCAAACCUCCAAAUUUCGGGGACUGGGCCCCAGCUACCUCUCGCACUUGGACCUGGCGCGCAGAAGCCGACGGCCGUGGAGCAGCUCGCUAGGUAUCGUACGAGCAUCUUGUCUCGUCCCGUCCGCAACUUCGAGGCCAGCCACCAUGCCAAUGGAACCAGCCAUGCGGUCGGCAGCUUCCCAUGUGUGUCGGAGGUGCUCCCAGGCCUUGAGGACCCAGGCCCCCGCGUCGUCCAGAGCUUUCUCUCGCGCCGCCUUGCGACAGCCCGGCCCGCGGUCCCUCGAACGGCCUGCCCGGCCCUUCUCGCUCUUCGGCCAGAAGACCAAGACCAACGAUGAAGGCGUUGUCCAGUUUGGCUCCGGCGCUCCCGCUCCCGCUCCCGCGCCAGAUGCGAAGGGGAAGCACACACCUGUCUUGCGCCCCGACGACCUCUUCCACUCCUAUACAAACUCGCCCAUCCCGGAGAUACGGCACCGCGCCGCCUACAUGAGGCAGCACGCCCUGUGCCCUCACCCCGACCAUCGCCCGACCCGUCUGCCGACGACUCCCGACGACGUCGACAAGGCUGCCACCACUGGAAGCCAGCCCCCGGCCCACGUAAGCUUCGAGUGCCCCGACUGCGGCAUCCCCGUGUCCUGCAGCGAAGAGCACUGGGCCGACGACUACGAGGCGCACCUGCAGAUAUGCGACACGCUGCGUCAGAUCAACGAGGAUGACCAUGACUUGCGGUCCGGCAGGUUUUUCCCCGAGUUCGAGUAUGCCGGCCCGCAGAUGGAGGAGGCUGCCGUCAACAUGACCAACUGGGACACCUUCCUCUAUACCCGGCAGUUCGAGGCCGUCAACGACGACAGGAGCAUGCGGCAGGUCACUAGGUUGCUGACCUACCCCAUCACCGUCGGCAGCAUUCUCCACGAGCUGAGUCCCUACAGCAUUCGCGACGGAGGCCGCAUCACGCCCGAGGGUCUGAAGAGUUUCAGUGCCCUGCGGUAUACGCUCCAUCCGCCCAAGACCGGAGGCGGCGAGGGAAUCCGUGGGCUGCGACCAGAGGCCCCGCCGGUGCGGAUAUUCAUCCUGGGUGCGCGAGCCGAGUCCUCGUUGCCGCGCAAUGUUUGGGUGCAGCUCGCCCAUCUCUUCCCCCGAGGAAAGUUCCACCUGGUCUUCAUCGGGCCCGAGAGCAUGUCGAACCGCGACGACGAGUUCCCCCUCCCGCCGCGGACUCCUUCCAACCCGUUCGGCACCAUCGUCGAGGACCGCGUAUGGCCCUCGAUGAAGAUCAGCACCAUUGUAGACUACUACCAUACCAUCCACAAGACGGGCCAUUUCGAGCCCUACGACCCCUACUUUGACUGCUUUGUGCUGUUCCACCCCGGUCUGGGCCACCCCGCCAGCUCGCACGAGUGGGCCGAGACAAUCCCCAUGCUGCUCGAGACGAAGGCGCCGAUCAUCGCCACGGGCUACACGCAGUUCGACAUGGAGAGAGAUAUCGAAUGGGUCAACAAGACCUGUGGAGGCGAGUUUGACCUGCUCAUGGAGCCGGGCGAGAACACGUUCCGGAGCCAACGGUGGGAUCUGAAUGACCAAGACCCGCAGGAUGUCACCUGUGGCAACUGGGGUGUCUGGGCGUUCAGAGGCAAGAGGUACGAAACCACGCACAAGGACGUGCAGUAG